Molecule: messenger RNA, 3027 nt
Organism: Pyricularia oryzae 70-15
Lineage: Eukaryota; Fungi; Ascomycota; Sordariomycetes; Magnaporthales; Pyriculariaceae
Exons: 3
Coding region: 778-2595 (605 amino acids)
Biological process (GO): transmembrane transport
Cellular component (GO): membrane; endoplasmic reticulum
Source: RefSeq, a predicted model, not a curated record
GGGAUGUAGAUGCUGAAUAUCAAGGUCUAGCCUGUCGUCGGAAACAAUUUGGACGUUGAAUUAUUUGAGAAAGGCGAUAAAAAAACAGUUUCUGAGGAGUAGAAUGAAUAAUCACAAUCUCAGCCUUUUUCUUUACAUCUUGGCGUUUGGGGCGGUAAAAACCGACCGGCCCAGGGCUGCCUCACGGUCGGGCGAAACGCUGUUGGGUUGGCGCCGGUCUCAACCCAGUCAACCAGUCCACUGUGCCACUAACCCCAACCCACCUAAUCAAAGGGCUUGGCCAUCUCCAGCGCGCGCGCUACACUGAUUUCUCCGUUCCCUUCUUCAACCAUGACCGAAGCUGGCAUGUCGAUCGGACAAAGUUCUUAAUGCAACACCGUGGAAACUUCACCCGAUAACAAUCAAUUUCUGACUAUCUGAGCCUGGAAACCGGGGGCUCCUUUGUGGAUUGAAGGAUUGACUUUUUCCACUUGGUCCAGUACUUAUUUCUCAACGCGUGCCUACCAUGAAAGCCACUGUGUGUGCAUUUUCCUAAGUGCUCGUGUCCCGCAAGGCGCCAGCGCAGACCACACGACAAAACUUGGGUUUACUUUUCGGGCAGCCACACCAGCCUGAUUUUCAUCCUUUCCAUCAUUCAACACAUCGAACGAACCCCUCAUCCAGGUUUAUUUUUCGUCAACAUAAAAACCGCCUAGCCCGGCGUUUGGCGUCUCUGUGGGCACAGCACUGUUCGUCGCUCGCCGUCAUUGUACCUGGCCCUCGCCACGACCGACCGUAAUGGCAUCCUUCUUCACAUCCCCGGCAUCCUUCCGGGUCAACAAUAUGUUCGACAACCCGGCGCUGCCGCCAGCGUUGAUGGCGCAGAACCCGUUCGAGAUCUUCAAGAAGAAGCCGCACGAUUCGCAUCCUUCGCUGCCACACCUGGUCCUCUUGGUUUUCGAGGCUGUGAUGGAAGUCGUUUGUGUCGCUCUACCAGGCUACAUUAUCGCCAGGCUGGGCCACUUUGAUGCCGAGAAACAAAAGUUCCUUGCGAACCUCAAUAUUCAACUCUUCACACCAUGCUUGAUCUUCACCAAGCUGGCGUCGCAGCUUAAUGCUGACAAGCUGGUUGAUCUCGGCAUUAUACCUGUCAUCUUUGUUAUCAUGACGUUUGUUUCCUAUAUGGUUGGUUUGGGUGUUACGAAGGCGUUUGGGUUCGGCAGGCGCCCAGCAAAUUUCGUGAUCGCCAUGGGAGUUUUUGGCAACUCAAACUCCCUCCCCAUCUCUCUAGUCAUCUCACUGUCGCAAACGAUCUCGGGCCUACAUUGGGAUAGGAUCAAGGGGGACAAUGACGACGAGGUUGCAGCACGCGGCAUCCUGUAUCUGUUGGUGUUCCAGCAGCUUGGACAGCUCGUGCGAUGGAGUUGGGGAUACCACGUCUUGCUGGCGCCCAAAGACAAGUAUGAAGAGUAUAAUCAGGAACAAGCAGAGGCAGGCCGCUUGCGCUCCGGCAGUGUCGAUGGCGACAGCGUCAGCGAGAGGCGCGGACUGCUUGAGAACGGGAGCAUCCACGAGUCUGAGCCAGGGGUUAUGAAUUCGGACGACGAAGGAACCAUGCACACCGACUCAGAUUCGUACGUGCCGGCCGGCCGAACACCGAUUGCAAACCAUUCGCGAGCGUCGCCCGCUGAUACCGAUGACGAUGAUUCGGAUGGUAGCCGCCGCCCAAGUUCCGCGCCUGGUGGUCGCAAGAGUCGGAAGACUAGCAAGCACGGUAAUGCCGGGCCCCGCAACCACUCGAUCGGGCCUGGUCCCACCAACGGUCAUAUACCACAGCCACAUGAGAACGGCGACGACCUUCAUAUCCAGUCUUUCCCGCGCAUCCGUAACAAUGAUGAACAGGACAUGUCUGGUAGGGUCAAGGGCCUCAAGACGCGCGUAGCGAUGCUCAAGCGCAAGUCGACCAACUCGAUCAAAGCUUUCGGUUCGCGCCAGUUUUCCAGGCUGCCAGUCACAAUGCAGCGGGGUUUCAGGAUGCUUGGCAGGGGCCUAGAGAAAGCCAACGUUUUCCUGUGGGAGUUUAUGAAUCCGCCGCUGUGGGCGAUGUUGCUCGCCAUCGUCGUGGCCUCGAUCCCUUCGCUCCAGCGGCUCUUCUUCGAGGAGGGUUCUUUUGUACGCAACAGCGUAACCAGCGCUGUUUCCCAGACAGGUGGUGUCGCUGUGCCUCUGAUUUUGGUGGUCUUGGGCGCCAACCUUGCCCGCAACACGCAAAAGCAUGACUCGGUCGAUCCGGAAGAGAGGGAGAUCGGCACGAAGCUUCUAGUGGCCAGCCUGAUGUGCCGCAUGCUCCUGCCAACCAUCAUCAUGACGCCAAUCCUCGCCUUCUUUGCCAAGUAUGUCCCGAUCAGCAUCUUGGACGACCCGAUAUUUGUGAUCGUGUGCUUCCUGCUCACCGGAGCGCCGAGUGCCUUGCAGCUGGCGCAAAUAUGUCAGCUCAACGAUGUGUACGAGGGUGUCAUGGGCAAGAUCCUCUUCCAGAGCUACGUGGUAUGGAUCCUACCGAGCACGUUGAUUCUUGUGAUGCUUGCCCUUGAGGUUGUUGAAGCUGCGAAGUAGGUGAUGAAAAAGAAUUUAUUCUGGCAAAUAUGCCAACACUCAUUGUAUCAUUUUCCUUGUUGGUUUCUUCGUUUUUGAAAGGGAUUGAGUGCUCUGUGCGCAACACUCGGGCCUAGGCGUUUUGGUUUGCGCGUUUGGCUUGCAGAUGGCCUUCUAGGAGGAUAUAUGGGCAUAACUCCCCAUCUCCCUGGCCUUUCUUGGUGGCUCAUUUCCUUUGUCCUUCCUGUCGGGUCCGGGCAGAAUAUACGCAUAGAGCAAGUGUCUCACGGGCAACAGCAAUGUUAUUGUUGUAUUUGAAAAGUUGAAGUUGUAUCUUACUAGCGGUCUGACUUGUAAUUCUAUACCUGGAGAUGUGGUCAACAGGCAGGGUGUCAUGGCAUCUGUUGAACCGUACCCACAUCACAUGCUAGCUUAUAUACCAAGAUGAAUCUG